Gasterosteus aculeatus aculeatus (three-spined stickleback) is the source of this 1130-nucleotide messenger RNA. RefSeq names its product acyl-CoA-binding protein. Gene Ontology annotation, biological process: fatty acid metabolic process. The record is from RefSeq and is a predicted model, not a curated record. Gene Ontology annotation, molecular function: fatty-acyl-CoA binding. NCBI's taxonomy places the organism in Eukaryota, Metazoa, Chordata, Actinopteri, Perciformes, Gasterosteidae.
UCUUACAUCAGAUCAGGAAACGUGUAGAUGCUGCCACCUUGUGGCUGAAAGUCGUAUCACACAACCUUUUGUAUUCUCUAAAACUACAAAAGGUGUCAUUAUCCUGUUAUGUUGCUGCAAGUGUAACAGGAAACCACGAGGUGCUCUGUGUGCCCGGCAUCACUGUCAAAGUGUCACUGAAUUUAAUUUCAAAUCUAAAUUACUUCAACUUAAGUGUAAUUAUUGUGGAUUACAAGCCAUGCCUUCACAUAUUUUAGACUCUAGUGCUUUCAUAUUGAGUGAAAUUCUUUGUGGGUCAUAUCUUUUAAAAUGAAGUCAUGUGCUGCUCCCUCAUUAAUAUUAAUUGUUAACUGUAACGCGGUCGGCCUCCUGCUGUCCGUAAUGACGGCGUGGCCUUAAUAAGCCACCUCCCACUUUACUACACCGUGGAGAACGCCGGGACAGGUUGGACGAGCGCGGACGGAGAAGCUUUGCAGCGGCGGCGAGGCGUGUCAGUUUGCCGUUGCAGUCAUGAAUGAAUCUUUUGAGAGAGCGGUGGAGGAAGUGAAGGUCCUGCACCAGAGACCCGGGUACGGAGUACUGGCAGAUCUGUACGGUCUAUAUAAGCAGGCCACGGUGGGCGAUGUCAACAUAGACCGUCCAGGGAUGUUUGACCUCGCAGGACGAGGGAAAUGGGACGGGUGGCAUGCAAAGAAAGGUCUGUCCAAAGAAGAAGCCAUGAUCGCCUACAUUGACCUGGUGGAGGAUCUGAAGAAAGAAUACGGGUUCACCAAAACCGAGUAGCUGCUGCACUCUUUGAUGCUUUAUUACUGUGUAAGACAUGGAUGAAAUGCGUGAGAGCAGUCUGGAGUACUUUCUGGUACUGUAAGUUGGUUAAAACCAAAAAGCUUGUAAAGGCUUAGCAUUUUAGGAAAUAAACACCCAUUUGCUUUCUUGCUGACAGAAGGAAAAAAGACACUCAAGCUAAGCUGAUUGCCCGCUAGCUCCAUAUGUACAUAAGAGUGAUGGUAAUCUUCUCUUCCAACUCUCAGCAAGAAACAUUCCCUAAAAUGUCUUACUGUUUAAGUGCGAAUACGUUGUCCAUUUACGUAUAAAAACAGCUUAAAUAAAGAGCAUCCGUAUACACGCUA